Messenger RNA from Sphenostylis stenocarpa, 561 nucleotides. Lineage: Eukaryota; Viridiplantae; Streptophyta; Magnoliopsida; Fabales; Fabaceae. The record is from the annotation of a GenBank genome assembly.
AUGGCCUCAACGACUCUAACAACCCUCACCCUUCGCUCCCUAUCUCAUCCUACACCCUCCUCUUACUCUGCGCACCUCUCCGCCAAACCCUCCCUCCAAUUCCCCAACCUCUACCACCGGGCCACCACCGCCACUCGCCGCGCCCGCGUCGUCGUCUCUGCCGUGGCCGCGCCGGAGAAAAUCACCAAGCUCGGCGACGAAAUCGCCGGACUCACCCUCGAGGAGGCGAAGAACCUCGUGGAUUUCCUCCAGGACAAGCUGGGCGUCUCCGCUGCGGCUUUCGCUCCCGUGGCUGCUGUCGCGGCUCCCGGAGCCGCGGCGGACGCACCGGCUGCGGUGGAGGAGAAGACGGAGUUCGACGUGGUGAUCGAGGAGGUGCCGAGCAAUGCGAGAAUCGCGGUGAUUAAGGCGGUGAGAGCUUUGACGAGCCUGGCGCUGAAGGAGGCGAAGGAGUUGAUCGAAGGGUUACCGAAGAAGUUCAAGGAAGGGGCUUCGAAGGAAGAAGCUGAAGAUGCUAAGAAGCAACUUGAAGAAGCGGGUGCCAAGGUUGCCAUUGUUUAG